AUCCCUCUCCUCAAACUCUCUCCAAACGCUAUCUUCCCUUCUCUUUCUCAUCAAACCUUUCAUGAUUCCCAUCACUCUUCAUAGUCUUCCCUUUACCUGAAGCCAAUAUCAUAAAUCUUUCAUCCUUUUUUUACAAGGCAAGUUCUUAGGGUUCUUGAUCACUGUCUUUGGAACAUUUUAUCUAUUUCACAUGGAGGUUCCGAGGAUGGAAGAGGGCAAGAGCAAGAGUCAUCUAACAUCGCCUGCGGCUUUUGUGGAAGGAGGGAUACAAGAAGCUUGUGAGGAUUCUUGUAGCAUUUGCCUUGAGGCUUUCUGCGAUAGUGAUCCUGGCACGGUGACUAGCUGCAAGCAUGAGUUUCACCUUCAAUGCAUUCUUGAAUGGUGCCAAAGAAGCUCUAAUUGUCCUAUGUGUUGGCAAGCCAUUAGCUUGAAGGAUCCAACCAGCCAAGAGUUAUUGGAGGCAGUAGAACAGGAGAGGCGCUUCAGGUUCAAUCCGACAAGAAAUUCCACAAUAUUUCAUCACCCUACUCUUGGUGAUUUCGAACUACAACACUUGCCGGUUGGUGUAAAUGAUAGUGAACUUGAGGACCGAAUCAUCCAACACCUGGCUGCUGCAGCCGCUAUGGGUAGGACCCACCAUGUGGGUCGAAGGGAGGGCUCAAGGAACCGGUCAGCGGCUCACGGUCGUCCUCAGUUCUUGGUGUUCUCCACCAACCCUAAUGCACCUUCGGCUGCCACCAUCUCGGCUUCUGCUGGUCCAGUUGAAGAGCCAGCUCAACCAGUUGCUGUUGCUUCACCGGUUGGAGGGGAAGCUGAACCGGCUGCCGUCGAGUCCGUUAGGGCAUCGGCCCCAUCUACAGCUCGUGGGGGUGGGACCGUUCAACAAAUGCCGGCAUCUGGCACAUCGCAUAGUCCACAAGGGACCUCGGUAAUUCAUAGAAGCUCGAGUAGUCUGUCCGCCCUGCCUGAUCAAGAUAUAGCAGGGCCAUCGGAGUUGCAAGCAGUUUCGGAUACAUGGAAGUCUAGAUUCACUGCUAUUUCAAUGAGAUACAAAGAAUCAGUUUCGAAGAGUACAAGAGGGUGGAAGGAGAGGCUUUUCAACAAGAGUCCAUCCAUGUCGAAUAUUGGUACGGAAGUAAGGAGAGAAGUUAAUGCUGGAAUUGCUAACAUGUCUCGGAUGAUUGAGAGGCUUGAAGUCCGGGAAAAUAACAGACAAGACCAGGAUCAUGAUUCUGCAUCGAGUAACUGGACUUCUGGUCCGGGAGAAGAUAACCGUAAUCAUGUUGAGGCACCCGGUGCUGGUGCUGGUGCUGGUGCUGCUUCAAACUAGUGUGUGUUUUGCUGCUUGUUUGAGCAAUAAAAUCUUCUGCUGGCACUUGCCUUUGAAGGUCGUUGAAAAGCCGUAUCCAGAUAGAUAGACAGGUAAAUGAGCUGGUGAAGACUUCUAAAAUCUUACAAUCGGGUUGUAAAUGAUUUUAAUUGGGAUUUAGAUUAUUGCAGAGUUACUUUUCAAAUCUUUUGGCGAUCUCUCUAUGAACCAUAUAAGCAUUAGUUUUGUGGGGCUGUAUCCCUGCGAGGGAGUUCAGCCCACCAAAACUGAUGCUAUGACAUAAAACUGAUGUUAUGAUAUUUGAUGGUGGUGAAGAAAGUGAGAGCCAUCCUCACCCACCCCAUGAUUGUUCGUUUAUACAUUUAUAUUAAUUACUGUUUGCAAUC
This is a messenger RNA of Cynara cardunculus var. scolymus (artichoke), 1716 nucleotides long. RefSeq names its product E3 ubiquitin-protein ligase RHF2A-like. Gene Ontology annotation, molecular function: ubiquitin-protein transferase activity. The record is from RefSeq and is a predicted model, not a curated record. NCBI's taxonomy places the organism in Eukaryota, Viridiplantae, Streptophyta, Magnoliopsida, Asterales, Asteraceae. The coding region runs from base 191 to 1330 and encodes 379 amino acids. The transcript is spliced from 9 exons.